CAUCUGACAUCUUCUGCGGAGGGUCUGGGUUUCUGUCUGGUUGUUUUUUUUUUUUGUUUUUUUUUUGUUUUUUGUUUUUUUGCGGGGGCGGUGCAGGCAGGCUGGGUUUCACUGCUUCUCUGACCUUCCACAGGUCUGCCUCUUGAGAGCCCAGAAUCUGAAGGGAACUACUGCGGGGUACCCACUGACAUCUUGGCCCCAGGAGGCUGGAGGCUAGAUCUCCUCGCAGUGGUCACCCUUUUUGCCCUGACAGUGGAUUAGUUUCUGACCUUUGACCUAGAGUUUCUCUGCCUACCCUGGUCCCUAAUCUCCACUCAGGCGUUCAGACCUCCUGCGGGUGACGAGGGGCUGCUGGGGGGAAGGCCCCCCUUCUCUCCGACCUGCCCUUCUUCCUGCAGACCCCACCUCGCAGCCAAGGGUAGGCUCAGAGCUGUGAGGACAAUUAGGGGAAGGCUGUGAAACGAUUGCUAUUUCGGGUAUCUACAGUUAUGUCUUCAGCUGACUAAUGAAGUGUCUGGGUCAGGCCCUGGGGAAGGACUGGGUCCCGUCCUUGGCUGGGGUCCUAUGAAGCUCUCAGUCCGGUGAACACAUAAGGGCCCUCGGGGUGUGAAUAUCCUGGUAAUUAUCUCUCCUGGAUAAAUGGACACCCUGGGGGCGGGGGGGAGGUUUCUACUGGAGGAGGCGGGGCUGAAGGUCAGACUUAACUAGGGUUAGGUGGGAGGGGGCAAAAGGGUAUCCCAAGAGGAGGGAACAGCAUAUGCAACGGUAAGAGGCUUGGACCGAGUGGAUGGGUACUGCUGGAUUCGGUGCACUGGAGGAGCCUUGGGGUGGUAAGGCUGGCGGGGGUUGAGGGCGCAGAUCAAGCUAGGCUAGAGGGUGUGGACUGGGUCCUGUUGGUGCCUGAAGUGUUUUAAGCAAGGCUCUAUUUGUUUUUUGGUCAGAAUAUACCAGCAGCUGCAUAAAGUAGUGAGAAAAGAGGAGAGCAGUUGUGUUGCAUCGCAGAUAUUUGAAGUAGUAGCAGCGCGGGGCUUGGGGGAGUGAAGGUGGGGGCAGUGUGAGCGCUUCUGUUUGCAGACUGAGAAAGUUUCACGUGCAGAUGGUUCUUUUAAGGCAGUUGGUGAAGGCAGAGAGCAACGCGAAGGUGCAGAGUGAUGCAGAAAAGACGGAGGAUUUGUCUUCGAUGUUUUUUUUUAUGGGUCAUAUUUGAGCUGGGGGGCAAAGAGAAACGGAUACUAGAGUUUUAAGUCUCGAUAAGGUCGAAUAUAUCCGUGUUUUAUGUUAUGCUUUCAAGUGGGGUCGUAUUGAAGAUUUUCCUUUCUGCAAUCCACCGUUCUUUUUUUAAAAAACGAUUUUAAAUGAGUAGUAUUAGAAAAUAUCUCAAAUGCAUCAAGCUCAGAAAAAAAGGAAAUUUGUGCUCAUCAUCGAGAUUGAAUAAAUGUUGAAAGUUUAUUUUAUUUGCCUCAGAUUUUCUAUAGAACUAAAACUCUCAUGAAUACCUAAAGCCUUUUUGCUCCCACCCUCUCAUAUCUUCCUUCUUCUCAUUCAAAGGUAACUUCUGAAAUGGCUGCGUAUCCUUUGAUGUUUUUAUUUACUUGCUACGUAUGAAUGAAGCCAUAAAUAAUACUUAAGAUUGUGUUGUAUGUUCAUGACCUUUGCCUAUAUUUCUUUUGGAUUAUUUUUUGCGUAUUUAUUUCUAGUGUAUAAUUUAGCUAGAAAUCCAUUUUGGCUUGUGGACAUGAUGAAAAUGUUGAAUGGAAUUUGAUUGGGCUUAGUAUCUCUUUGGUGGGUAUAUUUUUGAGUAUGGAUCCAUUUCACUUAAUGUUUAGUGGUUUAUUUGGUUUUCUCUUGCUUUGCUACUGUUGGUAAUUUAUUUUUUGGAAAGUUGUCCAAUUUAAUUUCAACUUUAUGACCUUAAAUGAUUUAUAGUAGUCUCAUCAUUAAAAGAAAUAUCUAUAAUGAUCUCAUUUUUCACGUCUCAAAAUUGUUUCUUUUUGCCUUAUCUUGUUUUUUUUUUUGACCAGUCCUGCCUGAAGUUAGUCUUUUUUAAUUAGUUUAAAAUACAAACCAAUUAUUUUAUGAGUUGUAACAAAUCCUUUCCAAGCAUUGAAUGUAGUUUUCUCUUUUUAAUUUUUUAUUUGGGCACAAUUUCAGAAUUAAAACUCCUGAUAGGAGAACAGUACAAAGACUUCGUAAAUAUCUUUCAUCUAAAUUCUGCAAAUAACAUUUUACCAUAUUUGUAUAGGCAGUUCCAGGAACUGGAGAGAUUUCAGGGCCAGCUAAAGAAAAAGAUGUAACCAUGAGGUCAUGGCGGGAUUAUUUCUGCUGCAUAUGGGGGCGGGGGGCCCCUUGCAGCAUGAGCUCACCCAGAGGCUGGGGCCCAGGGGCCACUUCCCAAAAGAUGGGAGGACAAAGGAACCUGGGGGUAUCUCUGUGUCAGAGCUGCUUGGGGUCUUUGUAGCCACAGAGUUUACUUUGUAGCUGCCAGAAACGGGUGCAGUUUCACAGGGUAGGUAAACAGGGAACUCCUAAGUGACUAACAAAUUGCUGAUGUUUGGACUGUGUUUAAAUCAUUCACUGGUGUUGCCAUUUGAGUUUGAGGCUGCUGGGCUUUUGCGCUGUGAAGAAGUAAACAACCCAGGGGCCACUCUGCAGAGGCCCCUUUUGGCUCAUUUAUGCAACAGUUUGCUUUAUCCUGCUUCUCCUUCCCACUCUAUACAUGGGGGGUGUGUGGGUGUAAGUAAAUACUUCAGUGUGCAUUUCCCAAAAACAAGGGCAUUCUGUCACACAACCACAGUAUAAUGAUCAAAAUCAGGAAAUAAACCUGGAUGCAGUACCAUUGUCGAACGCUCAGAUUUUACUAGAUGUCUCAAUAAUAUUUUUUCCAGCUAAAGGAAAUCUCAGACCAGGCAUGGCAUUUUUUUUCUCCGUCAUCUCUUUCAUCUCCUUUACUCUGGAACAGUUUCCCAGUCUUUCAUUAAUAACCUGGACAUUUUUGAAGAAUACAAGCCAGUUAUUAUUGAAUGUUCUUCCGUUUAGAUUUGUCUGAUAUUUUGUCAUGAUUAGAUUCAGGUAAUACAUUUGUGCCAGGAUUUUUUUUUCCUUGACUUGCUCAAGUAUUUCAUUUCUUCUUUUAAAAUUCCUGUUCAUACUUAAUCCUUUUAUGUCUUUCGAGAUGAUUCUUUUUCUGUUCUAGCCUCCAAUGCGUGUCAAUAAUUUCCAUUUUUAAUUUAAUGCCUAUCUCAAGGCUAUAAUUUUCCUUUAAGUAUGUGUUUGUAAAUAUCCACCAAUUUUGAUACGUAGUAUUUUUGCAGUCGUUACGAAUAUUUUUUCAUUCUUUUUAUUUUCUAAUUUAUUACUUUUUGGUUUAGAGAGUGGCAUCUAGGCAAAAUUGACUUUUAAAAGAUUCGUUGAGGUUUAUUUUUUAGCUUAUUUGUCAAUUCUUGUAACUGAGAUGAUGCACUUUAAAACGUAUAUUCUCUAACUUGAAUUCAUUCUUCUGUCUGAUAGGCAAGCUUUUAAAUUGUUUUUCACAUCUUGUAUAUUGUUACUCUUUUGUUGGUAUCCUAGAUCUUCGUUUUGAAAAAUAUAUACUAAGAUCUUUUUAUUGUGAUUGAGGAUUUGUCUGCUUCUCCCUGUAGUGUCCUGUUGGUGUUUAUGUGCAUUGGAGCUGCAUACGCAUCGUGUGCAUUUGCUAGGGGCGUCUGGUCAUUGUUUUGUUUCUUUCCAGUGGGUUGUUCUUUCUUGCUUUUUGUCUGUCUCCUAAUUUUUUAAAUGAAUGCCGGACAUUGUGUGUGGUGGAGCCUUCUGUCGGGGUGUUACUGUGUCCGGAGCUAGGCGGGCAGGAGGUUGGUGGAGACCAGACCCGAGUUGCGCAGGGCUGGCAUUUGCUGUUGCUAUGGUGACCGAGGGCCUCCGCAGGCUUUACAUCGCCCUGGGUUGCUCAGUGCGGAGCGGGCUGGUUGCUGGUCCCCCUCCCUCCUCAGCUGGUCUUCCCUGUGGACUCUCCUCCUGCCAGUGCUCCCGCCUGCUCCUGGGUGCUGGCCCGCCUGGCGGAGGAGGGGCAGGGCGCUCUUGAUGGCUCAGGCUUAGGAGGACUGUGGGGCCUUGUCCCGGGAUGCCCCAGGGGUAGGAGGCUCCAAAAGCCUGAGCCUGAUACCAUUGCCAUUUCCUUGAUCCCUGUCUCACCCUAACAAAGCAUGGGAAUGGCGGAUGUUUUAUACAUUUAUUACAGUGUUACAGUGAAAGUACAUUUUCAAAGAGGGAGAGAGAGAACGCCCGUGAGUGCAGGUUUAAAAAAAAAAAAAAAAAGAGCCGGACUCACUCUGCAAUAGCCUUCAUACCCCAGCGUGCGACGCCAGUGGAGACCCAAUUUGAUCUUCUGUUGGGUCUGAGGCAGGAUGCCUUAUUUGCAUGCGGAACAGGUUAUAUGGUGGCCUGGAGAGGAAUGGGUGACAUUCCUUCUCUAGAAGAGCGGGAGCAGCCCCGACCGGUCAAGGUGGGGGAAGGGGUGUUACAAGGAGACAUGGCCAGAGGCUCUGGGGUUUCAUUCCUUGAAGGGAACUUGAAGCCUGUAACAAGGCCAGGACCUGUGUCUGUCCCUCUCCUGUGGUGAAAGAGGUUUUUUUUCCCUUUUUCCUGCCACAAGCCGUAGGUCUCACAUGUGCUCUGGGAGCAGCAGGGUUUCGCUGCCCUUCUUCCAGCAACGUAGAGCUUUCGUUCCUCAGGAGAGAAAUUUCUGGAAGCAUGGGGCUUCCAGCAUUGGCAGCCACUCGCCUCCUUUAGGUCUUGGCUACCCAGGGAGUGUCCCUGUGGUCUCCAGGCCCCCUUCCCCCUUCUAGCUCUGUCUAACAAAUUGUGAAUUUAGUGAUGGAAAGCAUCGCGCUUCUGAGCUCAAACAUCCCCGUGGGAUGGAUGGCUGGGCCCUCUGCUGGGGUUUCUAAGGCUAAAGCCAGGCGCCGGAAGGCCAGCCUCUUCUCUGGGGCUAUGGGGGAGAGUUUGGGGGUCAGAGGAGGUGGGUUUCUGACGGUUUUAGGCCGAGGCCCGUGCCUCCGUGCCCGCUGUGGGCUAAGGCCUUCUCUCAGCAUCCUUUUACAUGCACGUCCAUCUUUGAUGGACGUGGGCUCCUUCUUGGGUUCCGGCUGGUCCUGACCCCCCCCCCCAUUUCCCUCAGAGGUAAAGUGCCCUGCUGCUGUUUUCAUGUGAAUCUCACCAUGUCGUCUAUUUAUUUUCAGGUUUUCUUAGUGUCUUUGCAAAGGCUUAGAAUCGGACCGUAGCUCAGGCGGCUCGGUCCUAUCUGCAUAUUCAAGCUUGUUUCUACCCCCAGAGAGUCUCGAGGCGGGAGCUGAGCCGCCAGCUGACGGAACAGACCUAGGACCAACCUCGUGUCUAUUCAGGAGAGAGAUAGGUGUGGGGUCCACUUGAUGCUUCCAGCCACAGUAAAAUUGCUCCCGAACCUUCGUGUUCCUGGUCCCUGGGAGAAUGAGGAGAGGAGGAGGAGGGCUCAGGAGAAGUCAGCAGAUCUUGUCCCAUAUUUGGUGUCUGCUUCUCCCAGACCAGCAAGGAAGGACCAUGAGCCAGUUAGGGGCAUGCUAAGCUUCCUAUAUAACUUAACACGGGGAAACCUGACCUCCAAAGGUGGUAAGAUCCAUCUCCUCUACACCUUUGCCAUAAUACUCUGUGCCAGGCACUCCAGAUUAAUCAGGACUGUGCUGUUCCAGGGGUCACUGUCAUUCAAAGACGUGGCUGUGGGCUUCACCCGUAAGGAAUGGCAGCAGCUGGACUCUGCACAGAGGACCCUGUACCGGGAGGUGAUGCUGGAGAACUACAGCCACCUGGUCUCCGUGGGCUGCCAAGUCACCAAGCCAGCUGUGAUCUCCAGGCUGGAGCAGGGGCAGGAACCAUGGAUGAAGGAGGAAGAGAUCCUCAGAUGGAGCGCCCCAGAAGUUUUGCAAGUUGAUUCCCCAGCAGGUAGACAAGUGGAACCCCGACCCAAACUGAAAAAACGAGCUGCUUUCCUAGGCAAGAAAAAACUGACCCUCAAAGGACACAGGGAACAUGAUACAGUUGGGAAAGAACCCUGUCCGAACACAAACGCGGCUCCUUCAAGACAAGAGGUCCCUAAGUGUGAGUCCUGUGGCACAGCCUUGCCUGGUCAUGCAGACAUAGCUCCUAGUGCGUACCUUGCAAGAAGGAGAUUUGAAUAUGAUGCACAGGGAAACUUAUUUCUCUAUUCUAAGCUGGAAACCCCACAACCUGGUGCCCAGCCCCGUGAAUGUAACCAGUGUAGAAAAGCUUCAAGCCGUGACCAAACCCUUCAGGCCGAUCAGGGAACCGACAGUCAUGAGAAACUCCACAAAUGUACCACAUGUGGGAAAGGCUUUUGCCACCAAUCUGAGCUCAUUACCCAUCAGAGAGUCCACGGAGACGAGAAAUCCUCUGAAGACAAGGAAGAGGAGGAAGACCUCAGCCAAUGUCCCAGCAGUCACCCGGAAGAGAAGCCUGGUGAAAACAGCAGCUGUGAUCAGAAGCUGUCCCAGGAGACAAACAUCUCCACCUCUGAGGCCGUUCUUGCUGGAGAGAAGCCUUUUAAGUGUUCGGACUGUGAGAAGAUCUUUUCGCACAAGUCCCGGCUCAUUGAGCACCACAGGUCCCACACAGGAGAGAAACCCUAUGGCUGUGAAGAGUGUGGGAAGUCUUUCUCCCGCAAGUCAUGCCUCAUCAUCCAUUACAGGAUCCACACGGGAGAGAAGCCCUACGGCUGCAGUGAAUGUGGGAAAUCCUUCUUCCAGAAGUCACACCUCAUCCUGCAUCAGAGGACGCACACAGGAGAGAAGCCCUACGAGUGCAGUGUAUGUGGGAAGUCUUUCUCCCAGAACUCCUGCCUCAUCAUCCACAAGAGAACUCACAUGGGCAAGAAGCCCUAUGAAUGCUCUGAUUGUGGGAAAACCUUCUCCCAGAAGGCAAACCUCAUCAGACACCACAGGAUUCACAGCAAGGAGAAACUGUAUGGGUAGCGGGAGAGGAGGUUUUCAUCAGGAAGUUGUAUCACAUCUAGGAAUGAAAACCUGUGGAUUUUGUGAGUGUGUAAAAUCCUUCAGCAAGAACUCCAGUGCCACUCCAGGCAGAGAUUCAUACCAAGGUGAAAUCUUACUAAUUUGGAGAAUUCGGAAAAGCUUAUUCUCUUAAAACUAAGGAUGGAAGGGUAGUGAUACUCUAGAGUGAUAUAUUUUUAUAGGAUAAACUAAAUAAUGAAAUGUAUCUAUGUCUACAUUAACUGUGGAUACUGAGCUCUGAAAUAAGUGAAUCAUUUAAACCAUUACAACAGAUCUAAUAAGCAACACAACAACCCCAGGGUGUACAGACGGGUUAUAUUCCCAAGGAUGCUAUUAAAAAAGAACUUUAUUUUGCUUACUUUUGAACUGCAUCUGUAGUUGAACAUAAUUAUGAAAUUGUAGACAUAGAUACCAUAAUAUAUAUAAUGACAUCUAUUAAGAGUUUCCACACUAAAUUACAGCCUUUUGCUUUUAUAUUAUACAUUAUAACUGGAAAAAUAUGAAUUUACUGCUCAACUAGAAGUCCAUACACCAUACCCCUUACCAUUUGGUUUUCUGUUUGCUGGCCAACUAUUAUAGCACCCCCCCACCUCCUGGAUCUGGAAACCAAAAGUUUCAUCACAUCUUCUGUUAUCUCUCAACUUGUUUAUAAGUUAUGUUAAAGGUGUAAGGUUGAGACUCCCUUUUCUGCCAAAUAAUGGACACCUAAAGUGAAAAAUGUUCCACUAUAAACAACUUGAAAUGAUGGACAAUAACAGAUUAACAUUCUUUGGAAUGCAUCAUUCAGCUUUCAGGAAAGUAAAUGUGGUUUCCAGCUUCCAGCUAGGAAGACGGAACUGAGAAGUGAGUUGAUGCUGGAAGCUGCCCUGUAGGUUUAAUUUUGUUUUCCCAGAAGCCUGGGUAUAAAAGACUACAGGCAGAAUGUUGUCACUGAAAUAACUCAUAAAUUCAGAAAUUUCCAAAGCCUGUACCUACAGGGAAAGGGUGGACCAGAGCAAAAUCUGCUCAUAUGCACAGGAAGCUCAUCUGUCUCUUCCUGGGCUCUGGGCAGGCAAGAGUUGACCCUCAUGAUUCAUCAGCCCUGACCUGCACCUCCUACAAGUCAGAAUCCUGAAUUUGCCCUAUUCAUGUCCUAGUUGAAAAACUGAACAAUUAACAAAGUAAUCUGUCCUGGUCUUUGAAGCAAAUGCAAAAUAUUCUUCGAGGAAGAUGCCCUCAACUCUGUGUUUCUCAGGAUUCUGACAUAGAAACACAAGAUGAGUUCAUGAUCCUCAGACACAAAAUAUGAGGAGCGUCAACAGACAUUUUAACAGAAUAGGAACCUCAGUUCUUUCAGGUAGUACAAAAACCUGAAAUUCUACAAAAAUGACUCUCUUAAAAAAAACAACAACAAUCAAAAAACUAAAACCAAAUGAAAGCAAAUAUACAAAGAAAGAUAACUUGCUUACUUGUCUCGAAAUGAAAUACAGAAUCACUGAAAUGUAAAGCUCAACAUUAAAAUAUUCAGCAUGUCUAACAGCAGGUUUACUCAGCAGAAGAAAACGUGAAGAGGAAGCCAGAGCUAAGCAAGUUCAAAGAAUUCAGGAUAUAGAGAGAUGGAAAAUGAAAGGACCAGUGAGAGAUGGGGAACUCCUGAAAGACCAAAAAGAAAAAAUAGAAGAGGAGUAACCAUUCAAAGACGUACUGGCUCCAGCUUGCAAAAGACAUGCAUCGUAACAGAUGGAGGCAGCACAAUAUAUGCUGUGCUGAAAAUAAAACAUAAAUUUACAUCUAAAUAUACUCACUGUAUAUCUGCUGAGAGUUUCGCUAAGCCGCCUUGUGGUGUUGCUGCCUUGUCGUCAAUCGUGUGAUGUGUGAUAGUUAAGUGGCUGUAGGGGACCUUAAGCUGACAACUGGCGCCUCGUGCAAGGACAUUGUACAGCCGCUCAACCACAAGCAAACGUGAGUCCCUGGUGUGACUUGCCCAGGGCCCUUGUGAUCAGCUAUCUCACCUGCCUCCCAGUGCCUAAGUGCUUUAAACACCCUUGCCAGGACCCCUGUGAGCUGACCAAAACCCUGCUCGCUCUUUGGGUUGGAACUGACCCAUCUGGUCCUAACGUAGGAACCCCAAAGCACUCCUCCCAUGGAUCCUAAUAAAAAGGCAGUCUGCCCUCUGCCUUGACCUCCUCUCUACGUGCUGUGUACUUGACAAAUAAUCUCUAUUUCUACGUGGCCUGGUGUUGAACCUACUCAUUGUCUUGGACCCCGUGCUCCAUUUCACAAGUGUUAAUUUAAUAGUUAAUUUAACUAUUCCCAGUUCCCAUGAGAACUGGGAAUAGGAUGGGAGCGAGUCUUGCACUUGGCUGGUGGAGAAAUGCCUUUUAGCCGUGAGGGGCUGGCUAACUGGCUCCCUUGGGUGGGGAGUUCUAUCUGGGGGGCCCCCCGCCUGCUGGUGUCGGUGGGCACAGCUUUGCAUAGAGGCUCCCACCCCUCCCAUCCCCAUGUGCAGGAUCUCAAAGCACUGCCCAGAAUCCUCCCUGGAGCACUGCUCUUGGGAGCUGGUUAGAGGGGUGACGGGUAUGUCCCCCACCUGGUACCACCAAGGGAAGGUGAACUCCCCUGGCAGAUAUUGGACUUGGGGUAUAUUUCCCAACUCCAAGCACAGACCCAGCUGUCGACUGUUAGGAGAACAAGCUAAAGUUUUCUCAAGGUCCUGCUGGGGCGGGUGAAGGCUAGGAUGCCCGAGGACCGACUCAUCAAAAUGCUCAGUGAUCCUGCCACCUCUGCAGUGGGGGGCGACCCUCAUCCUAGUUGAGGCUGAUUAGGACACCCGAGGGGAAGCAGCUGCCUGUGAGCCCAGCUGCAAACCCCUAGGAAUGUCCCGAAGGCCAAAUCAGUUCAGUGCGCAGGGGUAAGAGCAUUAGAGGCUGAAACUUGACAUUGCAUCGCUUCUUUGAAAGUUCUCGUGACAAGAAAACAGUCUGCCAACUAGGGGAACUGAUGGAUGUUGGCUUAUCGUGGUGAUCACUGUGCAGUGUGUGCCGAUGUUGAAUCAUUGUGUCGUAUACCUGGAAACCAAUGUGAUGUGAUGUGUCAGUUCUCUCUCAAUAAAUAAAUAAACUGAGACGUUACACA
Messenger RNA from Sus scrofa (pig), 10166 nucleotides. The record is from RefSeq and is a predicted model, not a curated record. NCBI's taxonomy places the organism in Eukaryota, Metazoa, Chordata, Mammalia, Artiodactyla, Suidae.